Calypte anna (Anna's hummingbird) is the source of this 2262-nucleotide messenger RNA. It is a transcript of the gene NRG2, whose product is annotated as neuregulin 2. The record is from RefSeq and is a predicted model, not a curated record. Gene Ontology annotation, biological process: animal organ development; intracellular signal transduction; nervous system development. The transcript has 12 exons. NCBI's taxonomy places the organism in Eukaryota, Metazoa, Chordata, Aves, Apodiformes, Trochilidae. Gene Ontology annotation, molecular function: signaling receptor binding.
AUGAGGCGCGACCCGGCCCCCGGCUUCUCCAUGCUGCUCUUCGGCGUUUCCCUCGCCUGCUACUCGCCCAGCCUGAAGUCGGUGCAGGACCAGGCGUACACGGCGGCGGUGGUGCUGGAGGGCAAAGUGCAGUCCGUGGGCCCCCCCGCCGGCGGCGGCAAUGACAGCCGAGGAGCCGCCGGGGGGGUUUUGGUCAAGGUGCUGGACCUGUGGCCCCUCAACAGCGGAGGACUGCAGCGGGAGCAGCUCAUCAGCGUGGGCUCCAAGGCGCCCUGCUUCAAAGUGAAGCGCAACCACCGCUACAUCUUCUUCCUGGAGCCCACCGAGGAGCCGCUCGUCUUCCGCACAGCCUUCGCCCCGCUCGAUACCAGCGGCAAGAACCUCAAGCGGGACGUGGCGCGGAUCCUCUGCGCCGACUGCGCUGUCCCUCCCAAGCUGAAGAAACUGAAAAGCCCAAAUGUUCACGUUGGUGAGAAGAUUUCACUGAAGUGUGAGGCAACUGCUGGCAACCCUCAGCCUUCCUACAAAUGGUUUAAAGAUGGCAAAGAGCUGAAGAAGAGCAAAGACAUCCGGAUCAAGUAUGGAAAUGGGAAAAAGAUUUCCAGACUGCAGUUCAACAAGGUGAAGCUGGAAGAUGCUGGGGAGUACAGCUGCGAAGCAGAGAACGUUUUAGGGAAAGACACCGCAAAAGGCAGCCUGAAUGUGAAAAGUGGAACAACGAAAGCUCCACAAGUCUUACCAGCCUCAGAAACUAAAAUAGUUGUUAUGGAAGAAGAGUAACCACAAACCCUCUCCUCCUGGUCCGGGCAUGCUAGAAAAUGCAACGAAACAGCCAAUCUUAUUGUUGUCAAUGGUGGGGUAUGCUACUACAUCGAGGGAUUAAUCAGCUGUCGUGUGUCGAUCGAAUUCACAGGAGACCGGUGUCAGCAUUUCGCAAUGGUCAGCUUCUCCAAGCAUCUUGGAUUUGAAUUAAAGGAAGCAGAGGAGCUCUACCAGAAGAGAGUUUUAACCAUCACGGGAAUCUGUGUUGCCUUGCUCGUGGUGGGCAUCGUCUGUGUGGUAGCUUACUGUAAAACCAAGAAACAAAGAAAACAAAUGCAUAAUCAUUUACGGCAGAACAUGUGCCCAGCCCAUCAGAACAGGAGCCUUGCAAAUGGGCCAAGCCAUCCACGUUUGGAUCCUGAGGAAAUCCAAAUGGCUGAUUACAUUUCCAAGAAUGUUUCUGCCACCGAGCAUGUGAUCCGAAGGGAAACAGAGACAACUUUUUCGGGAAGUCACUCCUGCUCCCCAUCUCAUCACUGCUCCACAGCCACUCCGACAUCCAGCCAGAGACACGAAAGCCACACCUGGAGUUUGGAGAGGACGGAGAGCCUGACUUCAGAUUCCCAGUCUGGGAUAAUGCUGUCAUCAGUGGGAACCAGUAAAUGCAACAGCCCAGCAUGCGUGGAGGCACGGGCUCGCCGUGGGGCUGCCUUCUGCAUCGAGGACUCCCGGAGACCCCUGACUCAGUAUCGGGACUCAGUGGAUUCCCUGAGGGACUCACCACACAGUGAGAGAUACGUGUCGGCCCUGACCACACCAGCACGCCUGUCGCCCGUGGACUUCCACUACUCGCUGGCCACGCAGGUGCCCACCUUCGAGAUCACCUCCCCCAACUCCGCUCACGCCGUCUCCCUCCCGCCGGCCGCCCCCAUCAGUUUCCGUCUGGAGGAGCAGCAGCCGCUGCUACGCCGGUCCCAGCUCCCCUUCCAGGACACGCAGAGAUACGACAGCUACUACCAAAGGAAGAGCUACCUAAACGACAGCAUGGGCAGCCUCCCCUCCAGCCCUUUCCGCAUCACAGAGGACGACGAGUACGAGACGACGCAGGAGUACAUCCCAGCGCUAGAGCAGCCAAAGAAAACAGCCAGCAGCAGCAACAGGCGGUGGAAAAAAUCCAAACUGAACGGGCACGUCCCUCACAGAGCCAGAGCCGUCCGGGACUCCUUCUCCUUCAGCAGCGCCUCUUACAGCGAGUCUGAUGAGGAGCUGGUGGCCGAGAGCACCCCGUUCCUCAGCUCGCAGAACAGUGACCCGGCGCACACGGGGUCCCCGCUGCUCCAGCGGCCGGGGGACAACCGGACUCAGCACCCCUGCGGCAGGCACGGGGCCCGCGGGGAGGGUGCCCGGGGCAGCCUGCCGCAUGCCUCCCCUAAACCGGACCUGGAACAUCUCUAGGUGCUUCCCCAGUCCGGCCCGACCCGCAGGCAGAACCCGCAUGGA